Anopheles cruzii is the source of this 1041-nucleotide messenger RNA. Its product is annotated as nucleosome assembly protein 1-like 1. The record is from RefSeq and is a predicted model, not a curated record. The coding region runs from base 1 to 1041 and encodes 346 amino acids. NCBI's taxonomy places the organism in Eukaryota, Metazoa, Arthropoda, Insecta, Diptera, Culicidae. Gene Ontology annotation, biological process: nucleosome assembly. Gene Ontology annotation, cellular component: chromatin; nucleus. Gene Ontology annotation, molecular function: chromatin binding; histone binding. The transcript has a single exon.
AUGGAAUCCCAAGCCGGUGCCGCACUUGAGACGGAAGUAUCGAGCGCCGUUCCGCCCGCCGAAGCCAACCCGUUGGUGGCGGAAAUCGAAGAGCGUGUUAAGCAAAUUUCUUUCAAUCUGCCCCCAAAGUCACCGCCGGGCAAUCUCGGUGCAGGCAGGGUGCAGGCAUUGGGCAAAAUUCAGCGGCAGAUCAUCGAAAAGGAAGUUAAAUUUAAUCACAUGGCCCACGCGCUAGCAGCCGAGUUUCAGUCGGAGUUUGACGAGUGUUACGAGGCAUUGGCACGCAUUGUGCGCGGAUCCGAUGUGCCGCAGCGGUUGGAACCGGACGCAGCGGCGCUCGAAGCCGCGGAUCAACCGACGGGCAUCGUGGACUUCUGGCUGACGGUUCUCAAGGCCAGUAUCCUGAGCGGUCAGAUUGGGUCGGCGGAUGAGGCGGUAUUGAAAAAGCUGAAGGACAUACGCUGCGUGCUGAAGGCGCUGCCGAUGCCGGGCUUCGUGCUAGAGUUUCACUUCGAACCGAACGAUUACUUCACGAACGAGGUGCUGACUAAGGAGUACUUCCUGCGCUACGCUCCCAACACGCUGAAGCCGGCCAUGGUGGAUGGGUUCGAAAUUUUCGACUGCGUCGGGUGCAAAAUCGACUGGAAGCCGGGCCACAAUCUGAUCGAAGCGAGCGAAGCCGAGACGAACGCCGGAGCGUCGUCGUCGGUUAGGACUACGUUUUUCAGCUUUUUCGAGCCGGAAAAAUUCACAAACGACGAUCUCGAUGCGGAAAUCAAUGGGGCCAUGCUGGAGUGGGACUUCCAGCUCGGGUACUACAUCAGGGAGACGAUCGUUCCCCGGGCGGUGUCGCUGUUUCUUAAGGAAGUGUGCAGUGUGAAGGAAACGUGUCAAAACUGCGGCAAUGAGCGCUGCGUGUACACGGACUACGUCAAGUUCAUCCCGUACUGCUCGUCGACGGGCACCGGUGACGAGCUGGGCAACAGCACGUUGCUGGUCGAAGUUGGGUCGUUGGCCGACGAUAGCGUGCAUGAGAAAUAG